CUCUCUUUGAGAGUUUUGAGUAAACAUAGCGUAAGAUAUUUCCACCCCCCUUCUUUUCUACCAUUCUCCUCCUCCCUCGGUAGCUUACCAGAUUCUGAUCAGCUUCGGCGCUCUGAGGGAUUCGCAAAACCAGGCGUCCGAAUAUCUAAUUCCGGCGAUACUUCGACGGCGCAAGUUCUUCUCUCCGACAGCCCUAAAAUAUCCAUGCCAUCUACCUCAACGGUACUGACUCAAAUCUGGCUACUUAAAAGCCUUCAUCUUCCCAUUGUUGAUCGCAUAUUGCUCCUGGAGUUGAUCUUUCACUUCUGUCGGUUUUAUUCGGGGGCUUCCUUCUCUCCUGGUUCUUUUAGGUUUUUUUUUUUUUUUUUUUGCUUUGGCCGCCUGUUCAAGGUCUAUCUCAUCUAAAAUUCUUCGAUUCAAAUCUUAUUAGUACCCAUCCACUUGAAGAAAAAAAACUGUACUUUCUGUAAAAUUUCGGAUUCUUUUUGCCGACUUACCUGUUGCAGAAACAUCAGGUUAGCUCGUAGCGUCUGCAAAAGAUUCCUAAAGGCCUUUUUCCAAUGCAUGGUCAUUGCAAAGUUCAGUGAAAUUUGAACUGCAAUUAUUGUGUUUCAGAACAAAACCUGUGAAAUUUCAGCUCACGAAGUGUCUUAUCACAUCGUCCCUUUCUUUCUAUUUUGAUUAUGUUUAAUUUUUAGUUAUGCAGAUAUUGCACGAUAUAGCAUGGGAAUGGUGGAGAUUUGGCAAGCCAAUCAUAAUUUUUAUGAAAUCCAAGUUCUUGUGGAAUAAAUGUCUUAUUUUGUUUGAAACAAAAGAUUCAUUGAUUCUGUUUGCAAUCUGUCUACUGUUCUCCAUAUGCUUUUGUUUGCAAGUGUUCCUUGUUACAAGAAAGAUGCUUCAACUUUGGCGGUUGCAUUCCUUGUUUGAGGAAUUAAGACUUAUCUAUCAUGUUUGAUCCACUCGGUGGCAUGCUAUUUCUGUUUUUGGAAAACUUGCAACAGAGAAAUCAUUUUAGCUAUACGAUUACAAACACUCGGCAUCUAGUUUUCUUACAUGCUCUAAACCAUGUGUUAAACAAUUUUCGUUGUCUACUGUGUUUUGUAUCUUUUGUGCAGCUAUGAGAAGCUAUUGCUUCUCAGCAAGUGAUAUGACAGAAAAUGCACAAAGAAGCACCUGUCUGACUCGAAAGCAUCCAUGCCCCUGUGGAGAUGACCAAUGCUAUGUUAAUGAGGAAGGCUAUGAGGAUGAUGAAUUGGUUGAGCAAUUUGGAUAUGCAGAUCCAAGCUUUCUGCUGGGGACACCACUGAGUUCGGGUAACACGAAGGUUAUUCCCUCUCCUUACAUAGGACAGUCAUUCCAAACUGAUGUUGAGGCCCUAGAGUACUAUAGCAAUUAUGGCCGUAAUAAUGGUUUCUUGGUUAGGAGAGAGCGAUCGAAGGGAAACCCAGGGCACCAAUUGGGAAUAUAUAAGCGGGAACUUGUUUGCCAUCGUGCUGGUCCUCCUCUUCCAACUAAAUCUGGAGAAGAAAAGGAUUCAAAACAUCUAAGAAAGAAAAAGCCAUCACGCUGCAAAUGUGAUGCACAAAUGGUGAUAAAGAAGAAUGUCACAACCAAUUCAAUCAGCUGGGUGGUUGUUAACUUUAGUAAUGUGCAUAACCAUGAGCUGUUGGAUAGGGAUGAUUUGCAAUAUUCACCUGGUUAUCGAUAUAUAUCAGCAGUCGAUCGUGAACGUAUAAUCUCUCUUGCAAAAGGUGGUUGCAAUGUGAACCUUAUAUUGAGGUCUCUUGAAAUGGAAAAGGGUGUUAAGAUAGGUGAGUUAAGCUUCUCAGAGAAGGAUGUAAAGAAUUUCCUUCAAGCUUCAAUGAACAUUAAUCCUGAAAAUGAGGGUUCAGAACUUCUUAAGAGUUGCAGGAUGAUGAAGGAGAAGAAUCCUGAUUUUCGCUUUGAGUUCACUAGUGUUGAGGUUAAUAAACUUGAACACAUUGUUUGGUCAUACGUUGGUUCUAUUCGUGCAUACAAGGCAUUUGGAGAUGUGGUGUUGUUUGACACAUCAUAUUAUCUACAUGCUUACAACAGACCAGUCGGUGUUUGGUUCGGUAUUGACAACAAUGGCUCUGCCACAUUCUUUGGUUGUGUUAUCUUGCUAGAUGAGAAACCAGAAUCAUACAGAUGGGCCUUGCAGGCGUUUCUUCGCCUCAUGGAAGGGAGAUUUCCGAAAACAAUGCUAACAGAUUUUCAUAUUCAGCUGAAAGAUGCUGCGAUGACAGAAUUACCGCACACUAAGCAUGCAUUUUCUUUUUCCCAGAUUCUGUCUAAACUGCCUAGUUGGUUUUCUAACUCAUUGGAUACACAAUUUGAGAAGUUUAGGUCUGAGUUCUGUAGAAUACGUGAUUUAGAGACUCCAGAGGAAUUUGAGCAUCACUGGCAUCGGUUAGUUAGUGAAUUUAGACUCAGCACAGAUAAACAUAUCACCCUUCUCUCUGUUAACCGAUCCUACUGGGCUGUACCUUUCUUGCGGAGUUGGUUUUUUGGCGGAUUACUGGCAAACGGUGUUUUAUCAGUUCGGUCAAUCUUCAAAGGAUUUGUGAACUCACAAACUCGGCUCAAAGAUUUUAUAGAGCAGGUCGGAGUUGCUGUUGAUUUCCAAAAUCAAGCUUGUGAAGAAGCUAACGCACGAAUAAGCCAGCAGAAUUUUCAGAUCAAAACAUGCUUGCCUAUCGAAGAACAUGCAUCAACUAUUCUAACAUUCUACGCUUUCGAGAUCUUUCAGAAAGAAGUCAUGUCGUCGGCACAGUAUGCAGUUUUUGAGACAUCUACGGAUACUUAUCUAGUCAAGCACCACGCUAUGUCUGAUGGUGGGCAUACCGUCUGCUGCGACCCAUCUAACGAAGAGGCUAAUUGCAGUUGCAAAGGUUUCGAGUGUUCUGGCAUUCUAUGUCGGCAUAUUCUCCGGGUUCUAUCCCUGAAGAAUUGCUUCAUCAUCCCUGAGAAAUACUUGAUUCAUAGAUGGCGGAGGGAAAGUUCAUUGUUUCAUAGGAGCAGCGGCAACAAUUAUCGCACCCAAACACUGCGGUCUCUUGCCUCUAUAAUUAUUCAAGAAUCUUCGAUAACAAAAAAUCGUUUUGAAUACGUGCAGUGGUAUUUUAGCCGGCUUCUCAACCAUAUAAGAGAAAUGCCAGAAACUAACGAAGUUGCCUUAGAUACGGAGGCGGAUGCAUCCCUCAAUGCUAUAGUGGAUGUUGUUCCUGCAAGGUCAGUUACUAGAGGAAGGCCAAGAAAAUUGAGGACGCACCAAACAGCCAAAGGAUCGCAAGCAAUGCCAUAGGUUAAGGAUAAUCUUGGCGUAUGUUUUGAAACAAUGGUAGAGCGGUAUGGUUUUGAGCAUGUUAAUCAUACUGUUAUUUGACCUGUAAUACAUUUUACUAAUGUUAUAGCGUUAUUUUUCA
Zingiber officinale is the source of this 3446-nucleotide messenger RNA. RefSeq names its product protein FAR1-RELATED SEQUENCE 11-like. Gene Ontology annotation, biological process: regulation of DNA-templated transcription. The record is from RefSeq and is a predicted model, not a curated record. Gene Ontology annotation, molecular function: zinc ion binding. The transcript has 3 exons. NCBI's taxonomy places the organism in Eukaryota, Viridiplantae, Streptophyta, Magnoliopsida, Zingiberales, Zingiberaceae. The coding region runs from base 1118 to 3325 and encodes 735 amino acids.